UGUCACAUUUAUGUUAUGAAGAAGAAACUCAGUAAAAUUAUGCAUAUGUACAAACACAUGCUGAAUGAUGUGGGGCACCAGUUUGACAUCACAUGUACAGAGACUAUAGUCUUUGUCGCAGGAGUUGUUGGCCUUACUCUCAACCACAACCACUUACUGCAUGUCGUCACCAGUUUUCACUACUACCCACAUUUUGUGUCUCUUUCUUCAGCAGUUUGAUCAUUAUGAGGAAAAAUGCCUGAAAAAUAACUUAAGAAAAAUAAAAGUCUUCUGGUUCAUGGAUGCAGUAAUUAGUUGUUUCUUUCUGCCAUUUAAGGGCAAAAACUGUUUCCGACUAGACCAGCUUUUUUUCCUCAAUUCAGUGGAAGAUAUGACACGUUUUGUGUGGUCAAAGCCACUGCAAGUUGUUUGUUUGGUGUGAAAAGGAAGGAAGAACAGUAGAAGGAGAAGUCUCAGAGAUUCUGUUUUCACGUUUUAAUGUAGAGUGAAAUGUCUCUCUCCUCUCUUUCUGCGGCGUUAUUAUAAAUGCAAAGCGGACGUUUGUUUGAAAAGCAAAGCAGCAGAGUGUCACCGUGAAGAUGGGACAAAGCUUUCCUCAUGUGCUGGGGUUUUUCUUGCUGAAUACACUGCUCCGUGGAUUGGCUCAAGGUCCCACUGCCCACGUAACCCUUAAAUACAACUGGUCUCAUAUAUUCUGGGGUGAGACAGUCACUUUCAGAUGUGAGAUCAAGGGAAGCAGAGACAUUGAUUGGACGUAUGACUGGAUCACACCCAUCUCAGGUCCACCUACAACACAAAAUGAAUACAGUAUUAGCCGUGUUACUGAAUAUCACAACGGAGAAUACAGGUGUUUGGGCACAAAGAAACACCCUCAGAGACUUACCGACACACAAUGGAGUGAUCCCUACAGAUUGACAGUGACACCAUACGGACCAAGUGUUGAACUGAGUGCUGCCAGUAGAAUCAUUCAACCAGGGGGUGUAGUGACUCUGACCUGCAAUGUGAUCCCUCCAUCAUCUGGGUGGGAGUUCUUCUGGUACAGAGGAGAGAGAACAGCUGAAUUGAAGAUCACACAAGAUGCCAGGCUCACUGUCUCACAAGGAGGACUCUACUGGUGCAGAGGAGCAAGAGGAGACCCACGUUACUUCACUCAGUACAGUAGUCAAUUCACUAUCAACAGAAUCUUAACAAACAGAGCUGUUGUGACUCGUCAACCACAUUGGUCUGAGAUAUACAGCGGAGAGAGGAUCACCCUCAGAUGUGAAAUCCAGGAUGGAGAAGUCACUGAGUGGAUGUAUGAGUGGGAAACAACCGGCUCAAAUACAUUUCCUACACACAGUGAAGAUGCUGCUUCAUUCAGUGGUGUUGUUUCCAGUGGUGGGGAAUACAAGUGUAAGGGAAGACACAAAACUGAUCCCUAUUCCUCAACUGAAUGGAGCUCUCCAAUCACACUGACUGUAUCAGCACACAAACCAAAGGCUGAACUGAGGGCUGAUAAUAGAGACAUUCCAGCAGGGGGCAGUGUGUCCCUGACCUGCUCUGUGAACCCAUCAACUGGUUGGAAAUAUCGCUAUUGGUACAAAGAGGAUAAACUUGCUCAGUCCAAGGCCCUUGAAGACAGUGGUGCUACCUCGGCUGGACAAAUACAUGUCUCAGAGGAGGGAGUCUACCUGUGCAGAGGAGAGAGAGGAGACCCAGCUUACUACACAGAGGACAGUGAAAUGAUUAUCAUCAACAAGAAGAAUGAGGAAAAGGCUGUCGUUACUCUGCACCCCAACUGGUCUGAAAUAUACUCUGGAGAGACGAUCACUUUUAGAUGUGAAAUUGAAGAUGUAGAUGACAAUGAGUGGAAGUAUGAGUGGGAAACAACCAGCUCUAGGUCAUCUAAAAAGCAAGAGGAAUUCAGUAUACGUUUUGCUAACACAUCCCACAGUGGAGACUACAAGUGUAGGGGCAGAAAACAAAGUGACAAGUCUUCAACAUUGUGGAGCACUCCCAUCACACUGACAGUGUUAUUCAAUAAACCAAAGCCUCUCCUGACUGUGUCUCCAUCAUGGCUGAGUCCUGGAGACUUAGUAACUCUGAACUGUGAAGUUAAACACCCAUCUGCAGGAUGGAGGUUCUUCUGGUAUAAAGUUGUUCCCAAACUACCAGGUGACUCCUACAGCUGUGUUCUGCUGUCUGAAAGCAGCAAUGGGACUGAACAGUAUUCCUUCAUUGUUGAAGGACAGACACACACAGCAGGAUAUGUGUGCAGAGCUGGGAGAGGAGAACCAGUGUUUUACACUGAUUACAGUGAACCAAAGUUUGUCUGGUCUGCAGAUCUUCAGUCAUCAGCAUCUCUCAGAGUGAGUCCCAACAGAGUGCAACACUUCACCUCUGAUUCUGUCUCUCUGAGCUGUGAGAGAAACUCUACUCAGUGGAGAGUGAUGAGGUUUCUGAAGGGAGGUACCGUUGCAGAAUGCUCUGCGAGAUGGAUAAAGGCUGAGUCCUCAUGCACAAUCCCUGGUAAAAGAUGGAGUAACGACCCGUUCUGGUGUGAGUCUGAAUCAGGAGAGUUCAGCAAUGCAGUCAACGUCACCAAAAAGAAUUUUGAUAUUAUCCUGCAGAGCCCUGUACAUCCUGUGACUGAAGGAAGUUCAGUUAGUUUAAGCUGCAAGUUGAGAAACAAUGUUACAGUGCCCCCUGUGUUUUUCUAUCACAAUGACAAACUCAUUCAGAAUGAUUCCAGAAUGGAGCUGAAUAUCUCUGCAGUGUCAAAGUCAGACGAAGGCUUCUAUAGGUGUCAGUGCUCAGGAGAAGAGUCAGAACAGAGUUGGAUGACAGUUAGAGAUGUGCAGGCAGUGUCCAGGUCAUGGAGUUCAUUUCCUAUAAUUCUCCUAAUUGUUGGGCUGAUUUGUGGUGUCAUAAUUCUUCUUCUUCUAUUGUAUUGCAACAAACAGUUUAAAGAUUCACGUUUCUGCAGGGUAGACCAGUCUGUGAGUACAAACCAGGACUUUUCCACAAGUCAUGUAGUCGACCAAAGUGACGCUCAACAUGAACAAUACAGUACUCUCCUCCAUGGUGAUGCUUCCGUCUACCACUCAAUCAAAGGCCCAGCGGACUAUGAAAAUGUCCACUCUGGGAGCACUAACCAAGGCUGUUCCACAAGUCGUGUUGUUGUCCACAGUGACGCUCAAAAUGAUCAAUACAGUACCCUCCUUCAUGGUGAUGCUUCUGUCUAUGAAACAAUCAAAGGUUCUGGGAACUAAACAAAUGCUCUGUGAAGAGGCUGAGAUGACAACAGAAACAAUAUCAACAGAACUUUUUUAUGAGUAUAUCCAACUCUGCUUUUUAUACCAGAAAUGUUCAGGGCUUUGUACAGUUGAUGUGUUUGCAAUUAAUUUGGUUAAUUUAUUACGUUAAUUUUUUUAAUUUAAUUUUAAAUUACCAUGGGAUUAUUAUGAUUAUU
Molecule: messenger RNA, 3451 nt
Organism: Notolabrus celidotus (New Zealand spotty)
Lineage: Eukaryota; Metazoa; Chordata; Actinopteri; Labriformes; Labridae
Product: obscurin-like
Exons: 17
Coding region: 579-3251 (890 amino acids)
Biological process (GO): cell surface receptor signaling pathway
Molecular function (GO): transmembrane signaling receptor activity
Source: RefSeq, a predicted model, not a curated record